Messenger RNA from Schistocerca nitens (vagrant locust), 1224 nucleotides. RefSeq lists its product as uncharacterized. The transcript is spliced from 3 exons. The coding region runs from base 1 to 1224 and encodes 407 amino acids. Lineage: Eukaryota; Metazoa; Arthropoda; Insecta; Orthoptera; Acrididae. The record is from RefSeq and is a predicted model, not a curated record.
AUGGCGGACACCAGUGAUUUUUGGCGAACACUAAAUAAGAUCUUUUGCCGGCACGCGCUAGAGCCAUCUAUCGGGAGAGCUCGGCUCGAAACGAAAAUAACCAAUAGCAUUGCUCGUUUCGAAAGAACCGUGGCGCAGAGUCGCAGACAUUUUUAUCUUUCGAAAGUUACACAGAUGUGCGGUUUUGUCAGCAGAUACGUAUGGAAUAAGUGUAUUUUGCCCUUACUGUUACUUUGUGCUGUGGAGUUGUCCGUCACCGCUGAUGAGUUUCAGAAGUGGAAGGAGGAAACUGAGCAGACAACGCUCUCAAAGUUCGUCAAACGUCGUGGUUCCCAUGCUAAGGUUGAUUCAGAAGUUGUUUCUUAUAUUUGUCACCGGUCUGGUAAGUUUGUGUCUAGAGGAAAAAACUUGCGAUGUCUUAAAUUGCAAGGUAGUAGUAAGAUUGAUGCAAUGUGCCCUGCUAAGAUGAGAGUAGAUAUGAAAAAGAAUGGAACCUGCUGUGUGAAAUAUGUUUCAACCCAUGUUGGCCACAAAUCCGAGUUAUGUCAUCUGCAACUAACAAAGAGAGAAAGGGAAAGUAUUGCUGCAGAUAUAGCAAGUGGCAUACCAUUCUCUGUCAUAUUAGACAAAAUUCGAGAUACAGUUGUAGAUUCUAACUUGGAAAGGAUACAUUUGAUUACGAGACAGGAUCUAUAUAAUAUUGAUCAGUCUUAUAAUUUGUCCUUCAAGUCAAUAAGACACCAUAAUGAUGCAAUAAGUGUAGAAGCAUGGGUAAAUGAAGUAAAUGGUGGAGACAGUCCUUGUGUGCUUUUCUAUAAACCACAGGAUGUAGUCCUUGAUUCGUACCCACAAUUAAAGCGCUCUGAUUUUGCAUUGAUAAUUAUGAACAAUGCUCAAGGCGAGAUAUUAAAGACAUAUGGGAACGACUGCGUUUGUGUUGAUGGGACACAUGGUCUUAAUGGAUAUAAUUUUGAACUUAUAACUCUACUAGUGCUAGACGAUCUGAGACAAGGGUUUCCAUGCGCGUUUCUAAUAUCUAACAGGAAUGACUCCCAGAUGCUGUCCAUAUUUUUCCAGCACAUAAAGAGGCAGGUUGGAUCAAUUUCGCCAAAUGUUUUUAUGUCGGAUUUGGCCGAGUCUUUCUUUAUUGCAUGGAAUGAUGUCAUGGUAGCUCCAUCUAUGGGACUUUAUUGUACAUGGCAUGUUGAUAGACUUCUCCCAUGA